AGCGUUCGUGAAUGGGAUUUUACUAUCAAUAGACCGGAAAUAGGUCAAUGAACUGUCAAAUUACUAUUUUGGGCCGUGAAAACAACAAAACGUGGUCAGACGCCCUCCGACUCAUGAACUUUCAAAAUUGCACAUCUCCUUUUAGCAUUACCUGGCUAAAAUGAUGCGAAAGCGAAAUUUCAGUUAUUGUAGAGAUGAGUAACUGAAUUUUCAAUAGUCAUUCAUUCCGUCAUCCUAGUAUCACGGAAAGAGGCAGAAAGGGCUCCCAAACCUGUUACAUCCGGGCCUCUCUAACAAUAUGACUGGUUUAAACCGGGAAAAGCGGUGCAAACUGGCCGCGGUGUUCGCUGUAAAACUUCGUGCAGUGUUCAGAGAAGGUCGUGUUUUUAGUUUCCGUCGAAUUUUUCCUCAGUUUAUACUCAGAAUAUAUUUAUUUUCUCGUGAUCUGUCUCUUUACUCCAAUGCCUACGGCAAUGGCAACCAUAGAGCACGCUACGCAGCUGCUGGAUUUCUCUCAAAAACUCGAUAUAACUUUACUAGACUCGGUCGUCUCUUGUUUUUACAUGGCCCAGGGACCGCAGCAAAGAAUGGCAGACCAGAUCUUGACUCAACUGAAACAGCACCCUGACGCCUGGACGAGAGUAGAUACCAUACUCGAGUAUUCAAAUAACCAACAGACAAAGUAUUUCGCACUCCAAAUACUCGAAGCAGUCAUCAAGACCCGAUGGAAAGUUCUUCCUCCAGAACAGUGUGAAGGCAUAAAGAAAUACAUUGUAGGACUGAUAAUAAAAAUUUCAUCUGACGCCGAGUUGCUGGAGAAAGAGAAAACGUAUAUUGGAAAGUUGAACAUGAUUUUGGUGGAGGUAUGUUAGAUGAGAUGUCGGUUUUGUUUUAGAAGGGUGAUUCCCGCCAAAAUAUUCAUAUUUAAAAUGCGAUGUCAUUUCUGUGGCUUUGGAUAAUAUUUGCGUAAAUUUAGGAGAGCAGGGUUUGUCCAUGUUUGCCUGCGAGACUUGUCUUAAUUAAUGUCUUAAUUCAACCAAGUUUGAAAAAUCAUGGACUCUUUAGCCAGCUAAUGCGUUUUGACAGGUGUUUUUGUUUACAAGUUAGAAAUGGGCUGCUGGCCAAAUUAGUCAAGCUUUCAAAAUCCCUGCAGAAGUAUUGCGCUGAUUUUAAUUAGACUUUGAGAGUUCUAACUCUUCUUGCAUUUGUCUAGACCAGACGAGGUCUUGUGUAAGCACUGAGAUUUUAACUAAUAUAUUAAAGAAUGGUAUAAGUAUGGUUUUAAUUUGGCAGGUUCCCAGUUGUUUUCAAUUACUGAUUUAAAAUAUUAAACUGUUUUUGUUGAUUCAUGCUUGUUGGAUUGUUGUAUUCUGCAAGGAGCAUGUUUGUUGCAUCAAAGUCAUUUAUUUAUUAUUAUUUUGU
Messenger RNA from Orbicella faveolata, 1422 nucleotides. Its product is annotated as exportin-1-like. The record is from RefSeq and is a predicted model, not a curated record. NCBI's taxonomy places the organism in Eukaryota, Metazoa, Cnidaria, Anthozoa, Scleractinia, Merulinidae. Gene Ontology annotation, biological process: protein export from nucleus; ribosomal small subunit export from nucleus; ribosomal large subunit export from nucleus. Gene Ontology annotation, molecular function: small GTPase binding; nuclear export signal receptor activity. Gene Ontology annotation, cellular component: nucleus; cytoplasm.